Molecule: messenger RNA, 1006 nt
Organism: Beta vulgaris subsp. vulgaris (sugar beet)
Lineage: Eukaryota; Viridiplantae; Streptophyta; Magnoliopsida; Caryophyllales; Amaranthaceae
Exons: 2
Coding region: 162-911 (249 amino acids)
Source: RefSeq, a predicted model, not a curated record
CACUGACACACACACACACACAAACACACUUCCUCCCUCUCCCCUCUUCUUCACAAAUAUGUGCAUCAGCAGCCUCUGCAGCACAUUCAGAGCGCUCAGCCAUCGUCAGACCCAGAUACCAAAAGCUUGAAACCCAAUAAAUAACAGAAAAGAAGCAAAGAAUGGGGAUGUGUGCAAGCAAAAACAGAUCAAAACAUGCAUGGAGUAAUGACCCAAGUUUGCUCAUACAAAAAAUGAAGUUACUACAACGUGAGAUCAAUGCAAUACUGAAGCAGAGGGAGGAAGAGAGCGAAGUUUACGAGCGUGAACUGCUGGUUUUCACGUACAGAGAGGCCGAAUGGAAGAAAGAAAGUAAGAAGUUACGAGAAGAGGUGAAACGUUUGCGUAGAAGUCUAGAGGACAGAGAAGAAAGAAUUAAACAGAUGGAAGAGAAAGUUGGUAUGGUAGGAAACAAUGAAAAUUUUCAAAUGUGUUGUGAUUCAGUUGAUAUCAGUAGUAGUACUGCUGCAACUAGCUUGCUUUUAGUGGAGCAUUUGAGGGUAGAAAGAGCAAGAAGAGAUGAAGCUGUUGAGAAAUGGAAGAUGUUGUAUCUUGCUAUUAAGCAUGAAUUAGAUGAUUUAAUUAAGAGGACUCAUGAAGGAAGACUUUACUGGAGAGUGGAGGAAGAAGAUUUUAUGGAAGAUGUGCAAAGGGAAAUGAAGGCGAAGGAUGAAACAAUACAAGUGCUGAAAGCACAGAUAGCUUCCAUGGAAGAUGAAGAAUAUAAGAGGAAGAGAGAAAUUGACAUUCUGAGACAAAGCUUGAGAAUAAUGACCAAUAGUAAUAGAGCAACUUCUUCUCCACAUGUUAAAAGCUUCCCUAAGCCCUCAAUUUGCUUUUCAAAGGGCCUCUCACAAAGCUUGCAUUUGUAAACUAGAAUAUUAUUAUAUAAUUUUUGGAAUCCAUUGUAUUUGUAUGAAAUUAAAGCUAAAAGUUUGCAUUUAUAGUAAAAAUUUACUUUCAGUUA